CUGAGGACUUAUUUAGAAGCACAUGGGAAAAGAAUAGGUCACAAAGCUGUGAUUAAAGCAUAUCCUUUUAUGGAAGAGAGGUUUAUGGACUAACACAAGCAAACUAUUUCCGGAGGACAGAGAUCCAGUGUCCACUUUUCUCUUUUCUCUUCUGUGGCAAAUACUUGGCUGAAUCGAGAUGGGCUGGAACAGCAGCACUUCCAUUGGUUUUGUGUUCAUCCUGGCUUUUCUCUCCAUUUUGAAAACAGCAGGUUUCUGGAACAGCAGCACUUCCAUUGUUUUGGUGUUGAUCCUGGCUUUUCUCUCCAUUUGGAAAACAGUAGGUUUCUGGAACAAUGACCAAAGACAGAACUUUCCUCCAGGUCCAAGACCACUGCCUAUAAUUGGAAACCUUCUUUUGUUUGACUUGAAGAGACCCUACAGGACUUAUCUACAGCUGUCCAAAAUAUAUGGUCCAGUCUUCAGUGUUCAGAUGGGGUACAGGAAAGUUGUAGUGAUUUCUGGCUAUGAGACAGUGAAGGAAGCUCUUGUAAACCAGGGAGAUGCAUUCGCAGAGAGACCUAAAAUCCCAGUCUUUGAAGAUUUGACCAAAGGAAAUGGGGUUGUUUUUGCCCAUGGUGAAAACUGGAAGGUGAUGCGAAGGUUUACCCUCACAGCCUUACGAGACUUUGGGAUGGGCAAAAAGGCCAUUGAGGAUCGAAUCGUGGAGGAGUACGGGCACCUGGCAGAUUCCAUCGCCUCACAGGAAGGAAAUCCCAUUGAUGCCAGCAAAAUAAUUAAUGCAGCAGUUGCUAAUAUAAUUGUGUCAAUAUUGCUUGGAAAACGAUUUGACUACAAAGACCCCAGAUUUGUGAGACUUCUAAAUCUGACCAAUGAAAACAUGAGGCUUGCUGGGAAACCUUUGGUCACGAUGUACAAUAUCUUCCCAUACCUUGGAUUCCUCCUAAGGGCUAACAAAGCUCUCCUUCGAAACAGAGAUGAAUUCCAUGAUUUUGUACGAGUUACUUUUGUAGAGCACCUCAAAAACCUGGACAAAAAUGACCAAAGAAGUUUUAUUGAUGCCUUCCUGGUUAAACAGCAGGAGGAGAAAUCCACUACCAAUGGGUAUUUCCAUAAUGACAACUUGCUAAGCUUGAUGAGCAAUUUGUUUACUGCUGGUGUUGAGACCAUUUCCACCACACUAAACUGGGGCUUUCUGCUGAUGCUAAAGUACCCUGAAAUCCAGAAAAAGGUCCAAGAAGAGAUAGAGCAAGUGAUAGGGUCCAACCCCCCACGGAUCGAGCACCGAGCUCAGAUGCCAUACACAGAUGCUGUCAUCCAUGAAAUUCAGAGGUUUGCCAACAUCCUGCCACUGGAUUUGCCUCAUGAGACUGCUGCAGAUGUCACCCUCCAAGGCUAUUUCAUCCCCAAGGGAACCUACAUCGUCCCUUUACUGACCUCAGUCCUGAAAGACCAGUCGCAGUGGGAGAAACCAGACAUGUUCUACCCUGAACACUUCCUUGAUGCCAAUGGGAAAUUUGUGAAGAAAGAUGCUUUCAUGCCUUUCUCAGCAGGGAGGAGGAUCUGUGCUGGGGAGACUCUUGCCAAAAUGGAGCUCUUCCUCUUCUUCACCAGUCUCCUGCAGAGGUUCAACUUCCACCCUCCACCUGGAGUUUCCAACUCAGACCUGGACCUCAGCCCUGCCAUUUCAUUUAAUGUCAUCCCCAAACCCUAUAAAAUGUGUGCUGUAGCACGUUCCUAGAGCUCUAAUCCAUUGUGAUUCUAGAAUGUUUAAAUCACUUUCCCAUGGCAUCUGUGUUAUUAAUUCUUUGACCAAAAUAAUCCAUAUUUCAAUUAAGGUUUCCAGCACUUCUAAACCAAAGUGGUGUUCUUUUAUUUUUUACUUUUUGGGACAGGGCAGAAAUGGACCAGAAGUGUGAAGUAACUGAUGGCUCAUGGAUUAAUCUCUUAGAUCACCUAAUCUCAGCUAAAUAAUACAGGCCUUCAGUUUUCCUGUUCUGGCUGCCAUGUUCACUGUUUGUUGAAAGCAUAUCUCAACAAAUGCUCCCAAGUCCAGGUUUUUCCCUAAAGACAUAUGGGCUAUGAAGCUGUGUUUAGAUUGUACAUGGAGAUAAAUGUAGGAUGUUCAGAGUUUCAGGCUGUCAGAACAGAAGGGCUGUUUGACCUUGGCAGUCAGCUGGGAUUGAAGCUGGGCUGGAUAUCCUGAUGGUCCCCAGUGUCCCAGUGCAGCUUCUUCCCUUGGCUCUUCUCCCUACGCCAUUUCCAUACGCAAAGAAAUCAAAUUGUUGUAGAUCACUUCUGAGGAAAAACCUUAAGCCAAGUUGACCUGAAUCCAGAAGCUCUUUAAGAUUUUCCCUGAGUAUUCCUUAAAUGGAUAAACUCAGUACAUAAAGCAUACACAGAGGAAAAUAUCUUACCUAUUUAAAGCCAAGGUUUGUGAAAUGGAAGUUUCAGGUGCUCCCAGGUCAAAUCACAGAGCUGUGGUCACAGCUCCACAAACACAGAUCAACAUCGGUGAACCUUCUGGAAGAGGCUUCAAAUCUCAUCAAAAGCAACAAUCAGAUCAUUCUGCAACUCUGUGCAAGAGAAUCCACCAUCAAGUCAAGCUAAGACCACCUGCUUAAUGUCUGGAUUUAUGUUCCUGGUUCUUGUUACCCUGCUUAUGUGUGCAUGAAAACCCCAAAGUAACAAUACCCACAGCCAGCCUAUCAUAAAUCACCCACUGUGGGGGAAAAAAAUUAAAUUAAAUUAAUUAUGGCUUGCCUCUGUAUCUAUCCAGUGUUGUAAUGCAACAGCUCAUUCUUCAGUUACUAUUUCAACUUCCUUGUGUGGAAGCUGAUCUGACUCCUACUCACUGCCCUUCUCCACACUUUCUUUUCAAAAUAAAAAACUUUCAAAAAGG
Messenger RNA from Motacilla alba alba, 2902 nucleotides. Its product is annotated as cytochrome P450 2K1-like. Lineage: Eukaryota; Metazoa; Chordata; Aves; Passeriformes; Motacillidae. The transcript has 9 exons. Gene Ontology annotation, cellular component: cytoplasm; intracellular membrane-bounded organelle. The record is from RefSeq and is a predicted model, not a curated record. Gene Ontology annotation, biological process: xenobiotic metabolic process. Gene Ontology annotation, molecular function: heme binding; oxidoreductase activity, acting on paired donors, with incorporation or reduction of molecular oxygen, reduced flavin or flavoprotein as one donor, and incorporation of one atom of oxygen; iron ion binding. Bases 179 to 1741 code for a protein of 520 amino acids.